Molecule: messenger RNA, 1795 nt
Organism: Topomyia yanbarensis
Lineage: Eukaryota; Metazoa; Arthropoda; Insecta; Diptera; Culicidae
Product: alpha-amylase B-like
Exons: 1
Coding region: 82-1575 (497 amino acids)
Biological process (GO): carbohydrate metabolic process
Molecular function (GO): cation binding; alpha-amylase activity
Source: RefSeq, a predicted model, not a curated record
AACUUUUCAAAAUACGUUUAUAUAUAAACCAAACCAAAAAUCAGCUGAUCAUAUUCGGCCAGUUUGUUAUAUCAACUAGAAAUGCACGUUUCAUUUCUGCUUGUGCUGCUCUGUUGCACUGGAGUUUUUAUCAACGCCCAAAUCGAUCCGAACCAGUGGCCAAAUCGGAGUGGAAUCGUUCAGCUGUUCGAAUGGAAGUGGACUGACAUAGCGGCUGAAUGUGAACGUUUCCUAGCGGCGAAAGGCUACGGGGGAGUGCAAAUAUCUCCACCAGCAGAAAAUACCGUUAUGAUGGCACCGUUUCGUCCCUGGUGGGAGCGAUAUCAACCAAUCUCGUACUAUCUGAACAGCAGGUCCGGAACCGAGGCGGAGUUUGUGGAGAUGGUUCGACGGUGUAAUGUUGUGGGCGUACGAAUCUAUGCCGAUGUUGUGCUCAAUCAUAUGAGUUCUUUUACCCAGUACGGAGGGACCGGGGGAUCCACUGCGGACAGUGUUAGACUUAGCUAUCCGGCUGUUCCCUAUAAUAUGUCGGACUUCAACGAGAACUGUUUGAUAACUGAGAGUAGUAAUCCAAUUGAGCGAAGAUCUUGUCGACUUGAAGGAUCUCCAGAUUUAAAUCAGCGUUCGGAAUGGGUUCGCGAUAGAAUUGUGAACUUUUUGAACAAACUGAUUACCUAUGGAGUUGCCGGAUUCACCAUCGAUGCAGCGAAAUACAUGUGGGCGGAGGAUCUUCAGAUUAUCUACGGCAGACUUUCAAACCUCUCCGAGGAGCACGGUUUUGAGCCAGGUAGCAGACCAUUCAUCAUUCAGUCGGUAGUUGACAUGGGCGAAGAUGGUAUCUCCAAAUAUGAAUAUCGUCCGCAUGGAAUGGUCACCGAACUUGGUCACUCCCAUGCUUUAGGAUAUUAUUUCUCUGGUCAAAAACGGUUGUCCGACCUGAAGCACUGGGGAAGAAAUUGGUCGUUCCUGGCCUCAGAACGUGCCAUUGUGUUUGUUGAUGACCACUUGACACAGCGAAAUCUAGGUUCGAAAAAGGGGCACGUUUUGACUUUUAAAGAUAAAAAGCAUUACAUAAUGGCCUCCGCUUUCAUGUUGGCUUUCCCGUAUGGUACACCACGAGUGAUGAGCUCAUAUGAAUUCGGUAAUAUCGACCAGGGACCACCAGCUGACGCGUUCGGUAACGUUAUCUCACCAUCGAUCGGAGUAGAUGGAACGUGCCAAAAUGGUUGGAUCUGUGAACAUCGUUGGAACGGAGUAGCCAAUAUGAUUGGCUUCCGCAAUGCUGUUAUCGGAACAGAGCUCACUAACUGGUUCGAUAAUGGUGGCUAUCAGAUUGGGUUCUGCAGAGGAAAUCGGGGAUUUAUUGCGUUCAACCUAGAAGGGACGGAUUUGAACCGGACGAUUCAAACUUGCUUACCAAUGGGAAGGUAUUGUGACGUAAUCUCCGGAACUGUAGACAGUGGCGUUUGUACCGGAGCAGUGGUUGAUGUUGGUUCUGACGGAACGGCGAGUGUCUAUAUCAGUGCUUUUCGCGGGAGCGGUGCGUUAGCUAUUCAUGUGAACUCAAAAAUUUAGUAGCUAGAAGAAUAUAUUGUUUCAUGAAGUGACAAUUUCUUAAUUGAAAUGGACAAUGAAUGCUUGCGAACCGAAACCGAGCUCUAUCACACGGAAUUGAGGACGUAAUUUAGGAAUGAUUUUGGAACUGACGCAAUUAUCUAGGAAUUUUCAGUGGAUGACCAUAAAGAUUAAAUUUGUAAAUAAAGAAUAUCACGCUUACGGCUAGAUUACGUGAUUA